Messenger RNA from Oppiella nova, 283 nucleotides. The record is from the annotation of a GenBank genome assembly. Lineage: Eukaryota; Metazoa; Arthropoda; Arachnida; Sarcoptiformes; Oppiidae.
AUUAAAGGAUAAGAAGAAGAGUUACAUUAGAUGUGAAUUGCAUUUAACGCCGCGUUUAGUGAUGUCCUCCAAAAUCAAAAUGCUCGUUUUAACCUUCGCUGAAAAAAUCGAGACCCCGGGGCUACGUCUGGAACGUUCUAUUGACGAUAUACUCCCUUUCUCGACGGCCUCAGGAGUGGCACAAAGGGGUCCGUCGAAGAACCUCUGGUUCUCACUCUUAUCGUUGCUGUCGUUGAUAAUCCAGACCAGUUUGCAGCGACAGUCCCACGGAUUGGCCGCCAAA